Molecule: messenger RNA, 1695 nt
Organism: Paramecium tetraurelia
Lineage: Eukaryota; Ciliophora; Oligohymenophorea; Peniculida; Parameciidae
Exons: 2
Source: RefSeq, a predicted model, not a curated record
AUGAAAUCUGAAAGAGUAGAGUAACGAAAGAGAAGUUCAAGCAGGUAAUCCCCUUUAUCCUUUCCUCUAAAGCCUUAAGAAAGGAUAUGCAAGACGCUAAUUGCUCAUCACUUAAAUCUUCCGUUGAUAUCUUCAAAUUAAGUUGUUAGACAAGGAGGAGAGCGAAAAUUUAGGCUUUUCCAACACGAUGAAGAGUAUAGUCAUUUAAAGACUGUUUGUGAAGUCAACGAAAAUCAAAGACAUCAACAAAUAUUAAGUUUAUACACAGAUCCAGAUGGAAUAAGCAGUCCAUAAGACAAUAAAUUGAUAGAAAAUUACAUUAAAUCAAAACAAUAAAGAUAUGAUCAACUUAUUGAAAGUAAUUUGGAUACCCUUAGAAAUUUGGAAGGAAAUUCAUAGAAAAUAAGUAAAGAUAAGGACUAAUAACAAACCUCGAGAUAAACCGAUAUAAACAAUUAGUCAUUUUACUCCAGAUCAUUCAGAACGCACACUGUAGAAGUGAAGUCAAAGAUCACCCCUGAAAAAUAAGAAAAUAAUUAGGUCUUUUUUUAAAAAAAUUUUGAACGCAAAAGAAAUCAUAUCAGAUAAAUCCAGAAAACUCUAAAUAUAGAAAGAAAUCUCGAUUUAAGCUUGAAGGACUCUGAUUAUGCCGAUGGAUAAACAAUAAUCCUUCGUAAAUCAAAACCUUCAGUACCUAAUUAAAUUUGGGAUAACUUAGAUUUAUUUAAAAAGGAAGAAGCUAAACCUUAGCUUAAAAUAAGAAAUAGAAGACUGAGAAUUAUUGUAUUUGUAGUGAUUGCCGUCUUAGGAUUGUCUAAAAAAUAUAAAAAAAUAUUCCAAGAAAGACAAAUAGCUAGAGAACAUUUUCAAAUGUAACAAGGACCACAUUUAAAAUAUAUUAAUUUUUUUGGAAUUAAACAGCACAAAUUUCAAUUUAGAAAAUUUGUAGACUCCUUAUUAUAAAAAAUAAUAAUGAUACAAAAAGACUAGAAAUACAUUAAAGAAUGUAUAAAUAUUUAACGGGAAAAAGAUAUCAUUAGAAAAGAUGCUUAGAAAUAGAAACUGUGUUUUUUCAUAAAAUUAAUUCUUUAAGAUUUAGAAUUAAUUACAAGAAAAAACAUAGUGCCUGGAUUUAUCCACCAUUUUUUAAAUUUAUGUCUUUUCUCUGGAAAAACGACAUAAACAAGUUAAUUUGUAGCGAAUAGAACUAAAUUUUACUCAAAAACAGUUCAUUCUCUCACUUCAGAACAAAAAUUGUUAAUUGCAUUAGAAUUUCUUAUUUUCACCAUCAUUAUACCUAAUUUAUUAGAUAUUGCUAGUGAGUUAGAUUAAACCAAUAAGGAAAGUUUCUUAAUCACUCUAUUUCAUUUCAUUGGAAUUAUUGGUGUAUUAAUGGUUUUAUUUACAAAACAUUUCGAAAGAAAAUUUGAAAAGAUUGAUGGAUCAAAUGUAAAACCUAUAUAGAGGGUGAUUCAUCUUAAAAAGAAUGAAUAGGGGUUGCCAUGUGUAGCUACUUUCAGUAUAUCGGAUACAAUUGAUUAAGAUGAAAAGAAAAUUAUUUAAGGAGGAUUUGAAUAUGCUGGUAUUUUGGAACUCUUUGAAUAAAAGCCAUAUUGGGGUGAAAAAAUAUCUAAUCAAUUUAAUAAAAUUGCCAAAAACAUUGGAGAAUUAAUAGACAUAACCAAUGUUAGCUGA